AUGACCACGCUGAUUCCAGUGCCAAAGCCCUCAUAUUCCCAGGCCAGGGAAACCCUGGUAAAGGCCAUUCCCCCAAAGGUCAUCUGCUUGCUGGCCUGUGGGGGAAGGGAUUGCCGCUAUGAGGGGCCAGUGUGCUGGAGACCAAGCCAACAGGCUAUUAAGGGCCUCUUCUCUAGCUGGAUGACUGACGACAUCGUUGCCAUGGCAAGGCCAUCUACCAAUCUUAUUAAGGCAUACAACAUAAUAGAUCAGUUUAAGAAGUUGAACAUUAAAUCCAUCAUUAACAUGCAGCUGCCAGGCGAGCAUGCUCACUGCGGUCCUGACCUGGAGCCUGACAGCGGCUUCACAUAUUCACCUCAGAUCUUCAUGGAGAAUCAGAUUUACUUCUAUAACUUUGGCAUGGCUGAUUUUGGUGUGUCGUCUUUGGAGGGGAUUCUCAAUGCUGUGAAGGUUUUGGCCUUCUCUGUCCAGGAGGGUAAAGUGGCUGUACACUGUCACGCUGGACUAGGCAGAACAGGAGUGCUGAUUGCAUGCUACUUGAUCUACACAUUAAGGAUCAGUGCUAGUGAAGCUGUGCACUAUGUUCGGAUGAAGAGGCCUUGCUCUAUUCAGACCCGUGCCCAGAUCAACCUGGUGUUUGACUUUGCAAGGCUCAUGGGCUCUCAGCUGGCACAGUACCCAAUGCUGAACAUGCGCCAUUGUGCCCCAUUCACUAUAAGGCAGUAUCUUCAGCGCCAGGCCGUACUUUUACAUGGAGAAGAGGCCCGGUCUCUCGCACACACACCAAAGAUCUUGCAUUUUCUCUGCAGUCUGCUGACGGCCCUCGCCCAGGGAACAUCCAGUCCUCCAGAAGUUUGGCAGGAACUCCAGAACAAAGCAGCCAUUUUGGUUUUACAGCAGUCUGUGAGGAAUGUUUUGGUUCUGCAGCGGUAUUGGCCUGUCCUGGUGGAUGGGGAGGACUCUUGCGAAUCUGUCUCUUCAUGGGACGAGCCGUUCGGAUUUUUAGAACGGAAAAGGGAAAUGCUUUUGUACAAGCGCAGUUACAGUGAAUCAGACCUCAGCAAAAUUUCUCUGAACAAGGACAUUAAAUUUAUUCACAGUUCCACACUGUUUGGGAAUUUCAGUAAAGUCAGCAACGGAAUUAUGAAUCAUUUAAGAAAGGAGGAAUCAACAAAUCCUUCCUUCACUGUCUUGAUAAACGAGUCUAACUGUGCAGCAGACAGACAGAUACACACCUCACCAACAAAUCAUCACCUGGGUAAGCCCAGUGCUGGCAAGAGGGCAAAGUGCAUGAUGAAAACAUCUCAGAGAUUCCCAAAAUUCAGCUCCAAUAUAGAGCUCCGUAAAAAUAACAAGUAUGGAAAAGCAUCAUUAGCAUCGAGAGCUGUUGCUAGAGCGAUGGCACAGAAGGAACCCACAGGUAGCAGAAUCCUGGAAAGAGCCGCACAAUUACAGGAGGAACUGAACAUCAGUGCUUAUGGAUGGGCCACACUGGCCAUGGAGACCGACCCAAAAGUUCUAAGUGCUCUGAUGUGGAUCUGGUUAGAAAAACUAAAGGAUCCGGUCCUGAGCGCAGACGACAUAAGUAAACUAACAAAUACGCCUGGUCCAAAUCCCCUAAAAAUGCUGCACAAGUCUCAGCGUAGCACUCUGUGUUGUUUGCUGAGUUGUGUGGCUCAGGUGACGUCUCACUGUCCACACUUUGAAAAUGCUGUCUUGCAGAAGCUUAUCAAGGCACUGACCCGGUACCUUACAGAAGAAACAGAGAGCUAUAACACAUUGAUGAAGGUGCUGAGAACCAACGUAAGAGAUAUGCAGAGUCUCUCUCGCUUCUAAACGGCGACAGGGACAACAUCAGGAACUGCUGGAAAUGGACCAAAAAUAAAUAAAUCCAUUAAAAUAUGCUGUGUUUUAUUUCCUCUGCUAAUUGUAA
Molecule: messenger RNA, 1933 nt
Organism: Hemibagrus wyckioides
Lineage: Eukaryota; Metazoa; Chordata; Actinopteri; Siluriformes; Bagridae
Exons: 11
Coding region: 1-1836 (611 amino acids)
Biological process (GO): protein dephosphorylation; cilium assembly
Molecular function (GO): protein tyrosine/serine/threonine phosphatase activity
Source: RefSeq, a predicted model, not a curated record